UGAUGAAGCAGGACCAGAUUUCCAGGUGAAGGUUGAAGUGUAUAGUUGCUGUACAGACGAGUCUUUAUAUAUAACAAACACUCCUAAGAAACUAGCAAAGAAGCUUAAAACAUCCCUCAGCAAAGCUACAGGGAAGAAACUGAGAGCUGUGCUGGAAGAAGACAGCACUGAAUCCCUUUUGCCUGCUGACCUGGUCAUCCAUGGAGCAAAGUACAGUUUGCUAGCAUAUACCAUUUUAGGGCUGGAGAGUGUUGAGGACAAUUUCAGGACCCACAGCCUUACCAUUACAGGAAAUGGGGAAUCCUCUUUUUGGCUCCCCCUGUAUGGAAGCAUGUGUUGCCGUUUAGUUGCUCAGCCUUCCUGCAUGGCUAGAGAUAUGAUGGCAGGAUUUCUUAAUCAGCAGCAAAUGAUAGGGAGUCUAAGUAGCUGGAGGAGGCUGUAUUGUAUACUAAGAGGUGGCAAGCUCUUUUGUUAUUACUCACCAGAAGAAACUGAGGCUAAACUGGAGCCAGCAUUAACAGUUUCCAUCAACAAGGAAACCAGAAUUCGAGCUCUGGAUAAGGACUCCAAGGGAAGAACUAAUAACUUCUCUGUUAUCAACCCCGUGUCUGGAGAGGCUGUGACGCAACUUUUUGCUACUGACAGUAGGGAUGAACUUCAUAAGUGGAUGGAGGCUUUCUGGCAGCACUUUUGUGAUCUGAGCCAGUGGAAACAUUGUUGUGAAGAACUUAUGAAAAUUGAGGUUAUGUCACCACGGAAACCACCUUUGUUCUUGACAAAAGAAGCAACCUCCGUCUACCAUGAUAUGAGCAUUGAUUCUCCAGUGAAACAUGAGGGCUUAGCUGAUAUCAUACAAAGAAAAAUAGAAGAGAGUGAUAAUGAGUUCCUGCUUGGCCAGCAAAAAGAGUCUACAUCUUCCCUGUGGGCUUCACUCUUUGAUGGAUCUCAUGGGAUGGUUGUUCAGAAAAACAGGCAUCUAGGCCCAAAAAGAGAUACUACAAGUCCUAAUGACAGCAGAGGAAAAAAAAGAAGAGCUCCACCUCCACCCUCUGAUAAGUCACCAUACAGUGCAAAAGCAAAGGUGAACACAGAGCAAUUGGUCAAGGAAAACUGGGAGAAGUCUGACUGCACAUCUACUGGUAUAUAUAAUUUUUCCUUUGAUUCAAAGUUAUCUGUGAAAAUGCAGCAGUUGCAGACACCCAUUGCUGCUCCUUGCAAAAUUGGUCCUUGUAGAAAAAGCCAUGGGAAUUCCAUUUCAUUGGUUAACAAGACCAAGUCGGUAUCAACCCCUAGACAGAAAUGCAUCACAGAAAUGCUAGACCCUAGAUCAUGGUUGCAGCCAUAG
Leptosomus discolor (cuckoo roller) is the source of this 1345-nucleotide messenger RNA. The record is from RefSeq and is a predicted model, not a curated record. NCBI's taxonomy places the organism in Eukaryota, Metazoa, Chordata, Aves, Leptosomiformes, Leptosomidae.